Molossus molossus (Pallas's mastiff bat) is the source of this 942-nucleotide messenger RNA. RefSeq names its product olfactory receptor 6M1. NCBI's taxonomy places the organism in Eukaryota, Metazoa, Chordata, Mammalia, Chiroptera, Molossidae. Gene Ontology annotation, biological process: G protein-coupled receptor signaling pathway. The record is from RefSeq and is a predicted model, not a curated record. Gene Ontology annotation, cellular component: membrane. Bases 1 to 942 code for a protein of 313 amino acids. Gene Ontology annotation, molecular function: olfactory receptor activity; G protein-coupled receptor activity. The transcript has a single exon.
AUGGGAAACUGGAGCGCCGUGUCUGAGUUCACCCUGACUUCCUUCCCGGCUCUCCGGGAGCUUCAGAUACUCCUCUUCGUGAUUCUCUUGCUCACGUACACAGUCACAGCAACGGGAAACAUUAUCAUCAUCGCCUUAAUAUGGACUGACAAUCGCCUGCAAACCCCAAUGUACUUUUUUCUCAGUAAUUUGUCCUUUCUGGAUAUUUUAUACACCACUGUUGUUACCCCAAAGCUGUUAGCCUGCCUCCUCGGAGAGAAGAAGACCAUAUCUUUUGCUGGCUGCAUCACUCAAACAUACUUCUUUUUUUUCCUGGGGACAGUAGAGUUUAUCCUUCUGGCAGUGAUGUCCUUUGACCGCUAUGUGGCCAUCUGUCACCCUCUGCGCUACACCAUCAUCAUGAACAGCAAGACCUGCCUCCUGCAGGUACUGAGCUGCUGGGUGGGAGCCUUCUGGUCUGUGCUGGUACCAACCAUUGUAGUGACAAGGCUACCUUACUGUAGCAAAGAGAUUAAUCACUUUUUCUGUGAUAUUGCCCCUCUCCUACAAGUGGCUUGCAUAGAUACUCACCUCAUCGAGAAAAUAGACUUCCUUCUAUCCGCCCUUGUCAUUCUGAGCUCCCUGGCCUUCACUGCUGGAUCCUACGCCUACAUCAUUUCUACCAUCCUACACAUCCCCUCUGCCCAAGGCCGCCAGAAAGCCUUUUCUACCUGCGCUUCUCACAUCACUGUUGUCUCCAUCGCCUACGGGAGCAACAUCUUUGUGUAUGUGAGGCCCAAACAGAACUAUUCACUGCAUUUUGACAAGGUAGCUGCUGUCCUCAUUACAGUAGUGACCCCUCUUCUGAAUCCUUUUAUUUAUAGCUUGAGAAAUGAAAAGGUGAAACAGGUAUUGAGAGAGGCAACAAAUAAAAACAUUUUCUUGAUACUCAGGAAAACGUGA